Messenger RNA from Oncorhynchus kisutch (coho salmon), 2760 nucleotides. Its product is annotated as toll-like receptor 5. The coding region runs from base 97 to 2736 and encodes 879 amino acids. Gene Ontology annotation, biological process: toll-like receptor signaling pathway; inflammatory response; immune response. Gene Ontology annotation, molecular function: transmembrane signaling receptor activity; protein binding. The transcript has 2 exons. NCBI's taxonomy places the organism in Eukaryota, Metazoa, Chordata, Actinopteri, Salmoniformes, Salmonidae. The record is from RefSeq and is a predicted model, not a curated record. Gene Ontology annotation, cellular component: plasma membrane.
ACUUGAUUUAUCUGAGAGGGGUGUAACCUACCCCAUAGACAUACUCACCAGCUCGACGCAUAUUUGGCUUAUCCGCGCGCGCAUGACUUCAGGGGGAUGAUGAGGAACCUUAUACUGCUGGCUAUCUUUGGAGAAUACCUGCAGGUGGUGAGAUGCACCCCAAAAUGCCCAAUAUAUGGCUCUAUAGCAGCUUGCACCAGCCAGUCUCUAUAUCAGGUCCCUGCGCUGCCUCCAUACAUUACCAUUUUGUAUAUGAGUGAUAACUACAUCAGUGAGAUCAAUGAGACAUCCUUCUCUGGGCUUGAAGGGUUAAAGGAACUGGACCUCAGUUGGCAACAAGUGAAUGGGCUUAUUAUAAGAACUAACACCUUUCAAAGGCUGGAAAACUUGGCAGUGCUUUAUUUAGGGUAUAACACAGUUUUACAAAUUGAGCCAGAUGCAUUUGUGGGACUGUCCAACCUGAGAGAUCUCUCUCUGUAUAGGUGUGACCUGACUGAAUCUAUUUUACAGGGUGACUAUCUCAAGCCCCUGGUUUCCUUGGAAACACUAGAUCUGUAUGGUAACCAGGUGAAAAGAAUCCAACCUGCUCUAUUCUUUGUGAACAUGACAGAUUUCCAAGAGCUAAACGUUUCCCUAAACCGGAUGGAAAGCAUAUGUGAGGAAGAUUUGCUUGGCUUUCAAGGCAAACACUUUCGGCUCCUCAAGUUGAACAGCCUCAAUCUAUAUAGCAUGACUCAGUAUGGCUUUGACUGGAAACGAUGUGGAAAUCCUUUUCGGAACAUGUCCAUGGAGACACUUGACUUAUCUUCCAAUGGAUUCGAUGUGGACAAGGCAAAACUGUUUUUCAAUGCAAUCCAAGGAACCAAAAUCCACCAUCUUAUUCUGGAACACAGCACCAUGGGGAAAUCAUUUGGUUUCAGCAAUGUGAAAGACCCAGACAGGCAAACAUUUGAGGGCCUCAAGAAUAGUAGUGUCAAGAUUCUAGAUUUGUCCAAAUGCUUUAUAUUUACAUUGCAAUAUGCAGUAUUCAGUCCGCUGACUGAGGUAGAGGACAUAACAAUAGCCCAAAACAAAAUUAACCAGAUUGACAGGGAGGCGUUUUUUGGUCUUCAAAAUGUACAAAAGCUCAACCUGUCACACAAUCUUAUAGGGGAAAUCUAUUCUUACACGUUUGACAAUCUACCCAAUAUUUUAGAACUAGAUUUAUCUUACAACCAUAUUGGUGCAUUGGGAUAUCAGGCAUUUAAAGGACUUCCAAACCUACAAGUUCUGGAUCUUACAGGAAACUCUAUUCGGGGACUAGGUACAUAUGGUUCUCUUGCACCACUACCAAACAUCCAACUUCUUCGUUUGGCUGAUAAUAAGAUUACAUCCUUAGAGGGCCUCUCUGUCUUUGCUCCUAAUACGAUCAUACUUAAUGUUCAAAACAACAGGUUAACUAAUUUAGAGGAUGUAUACACAGUUUUAGCUAAAUUAAUGCACAUUGAGUUUCUCUGGUAUGGUAACAACUUCAUAAAGUGGUGCACCCUUAACAAUAAUAUUUCAGUACCAGCUGUGAACUCUCUGAAGCUGCUUGAGCUAAGAAACAUCGCCUUGCAGAUGAUAUGGGCACGGGGAGAGUGUGUGCAUGUAUUUGAACAUCUUGGCAAGCUUUUAAGUCUGGAUUUAAGCUUUAACUCCCUGCAGGCUCUCCCAGAUGGUAUAUUUAAAGGCCUCAUCUCUCUGGAAGAGAUGGAUCUUCACUUCAACUCACUCACAUACCUCAAACCAGAAAUUUUUCCGGAGAGUCUCAAAACAGUUGACCUCUCUUACAAUUUCCUGGCCUCUCCUGACCCAGACGCUUUCCAUUCUCUCAGCUGGAUCAACCUGUAUAGGAAUCAAUUCCACUGUGACUGCGGUCUGAAGGACUUUCUGACGUGGCUGAAAGGGACUAACGUGACUUUUCCUGACCCUGGCGUGAAUGAAUUCAGCUGUGAGUUUCCUUCAGAUCUCCAUGGCAUCAGCCUGUUGAAUUUCAGCUCCGUCAUAUCGUGUGAGGAGGAUGACGAGAGGCUGGUUCAGGAGCUGAGGCUCUCGCUCUUCAUCGGCUGCACAGUGCUCAUCAUCCUGAUCAUGGUCGGAUCAAUCGUUUUCGCUCGUCUCCGUGGAUUCCUCUUCAAAGUUUACAAAAAGUUGACCGCCAGGAUCCUUGAGGGCCCUAGGAGGGAUCCUUCUGCUGAUGGGCCUCGGUACGACGCUUACUUAUGCUUCAGCAACAACGACUACAAGUGGGUAGAAACCGCCCUGUUGAACAGACUAGACUCUCAGUUCGCGGAGCGAAACGUCCUCCGCUGCUGCUUCGAGGUCAGAGACUUCAUCCCAGGUGAAGAUCACCUGUUCAAUAUCAGGGACGCCAUAUGGGGGAGCAGGAAGACAGUUUGUAUCGUCUCUAAAGAGUUCCUCAAGGACGGCUGGUGCCUGGAGGCCUUUACCCUGGCUCAGAGCAGGAUGCUGGAGGAGCUCAGAGAUGUUCUCAUCAUGGUGGUCGUGGGGAAUGUCCCCCAUUACAGACUGAUGAAACAUGAAGGCAUUAGGACCUUUGCCCAGAAGAGGGAGUACCUGCAGUGGCCGGAGGACACACAGGAUAUUCAAUGGUUCUAUGAGAAGCUCAUGUCCAAGAUUCUUAAGGACAAAAAGAACACUGCCAAAGAUAACAAUGGGGAUAUCACACUUGCAAAUAUGACAGUUGGAACUUAAUGUUGUUGACUCAUUUUUCCACAG